Myotis myotis is the source of this 1976-nucleotide messenger RNA. RefSeq names its product membrane frizzled-related protein (gene MFRP). The transcript has 11 exons. The coding region runs from base 1 to 1941 and encodes 646 amino acids. Gene Ontology annotation, molecular function: protein binding. Lineage: Eukaryota; Metazoa; Chordata; Mammalia; Chiroptera; Vespertilionidae. The record is from RefSeq and is a predicted model, not a curated record.
AUGAAGGGCCGCACAGACACCGUCCUGCAUGUGGAGUCCGCAGAGCCGAGCCAGACUGAGUUCUGCAACCCUGCCUUUGAGCCCGAGUCGGGGCCACUGUGCCCUCCGCCCGCCUUCCGGGAGGAUGCCCGCCGUCGCACUCGCACGCCCUGGCACGGUAGCCGUCUGGGGGGUGACACGGGAGGACUGAGAGGCCGGGGGGGUGCUGAGGAGAGGGGCACAGUCCCGCCCUGUCUGCCCACAGGUUGGCGUCCCCGAGGGCUGCCGCCCGACUGGCACCUCUGCGGGCUGUGCGCCCUGCUGCUGGCCAGCCUGCUGCUGGGGCUGCUGGGGCUGCUGGCCUUCCUGCUGGCCCGUGAGUGCCCAGGCCCUGCGGGGAGAGGGGCUUUGGAACGGGACUCCGUGGGCUGUGCCACUUGUGCCCCGGGAUCCAGCCCCUUUGAAUCCUCCCCCUCCCCCUUCCUGUUUUCAGAGCUGCAGGCUGCACCCCCAUCUGGAGCCUCCUCUCCUCCGCUGCCCACCAGGGGCCUCAUCGCCACUGGCACCCCCUCCACCACAGCCACCACCCCCUCUCAGGCACCGAGGACCCCUAAAGGGCAGCGAGAGGCAAGCCUGAGCCUCACACCCCAGGCCUCCUGUGGGGGCCUCCUCCUGGGACCAUGGGGCGUCUUCAGCAGCCCCAACUACCCAGACCCCUACCCGCCCGACACCCACUGUGUGUGGCACAUCCAGGUGCCCGCAGACCGUGCGAUACAGCUCAGGAUCGAAGCUCUGGACAUGGAGAACGUGGCCUCCUGCCUCUUCGAUCGCUUGGAGAUCUCCCCCGAGCCAGAAGGCCCCCUCCUCAGGGUGUGUGGCAGGGAACCUCCCCCCACACUCAACACCAACACCAGCCGCCUGCGCGUGACCUUCGUCUCAGACAGCAGCGUGGAAGGGCGAGGCUUCCAGGCCUGGUUCCAGGCCGUGGCUCCGGGGCGCGGGAGCUGUGCCCAGGAUGAGUUCCCCUGCGACCAGCUCGCCUGCCUGCCUCCUGGCUUGGUGUGCGACGGUUUCGCCCACUGCGCCGAUGGCAGGGAUGAGAGCAACUGCAGUGCCCAGGCCUCAGGAUGUGGGGGCAACCUGACGGGGUUCCAGGGUAGGUUCUCUGCUCCCAGCUUCCUGCAGGGGCACCCUCGCCACCUGCUUUGCACCUGGCAUAUCUCAGUCCCCACCGGACAUGGCAUAGAACUGCAGUUCCUCAGCUUCAACCUGGACGCCCAGGGGGAGUGCCAGUCUGACCACGUGGCAGUGUAUGAGGCCAGCAGCUCGGGGGCCCUCGGCCUCCUGGGCAGGUUCUGUGGGGCAGAGCCGCCACCCCGCCUCCUCUCCUCGCGCCACCGGCUGGCUGUGCUCCUCAGGACAGGCCCUGGCGUAGGUGGUGUGGGCUUCUCAGCCACCUACCGGGCCCUGGACGCCACAGAGAAGCCCUGUGGGCCCACGGAGCCCUCCUGCCAGGACAAGGGGUGUAGGCGCUGGAAUUGUGACCCGUGGCGAGGCUGUGCAGCGGGCAGCCCGGGCGAGUGCGGCGGCCCCUUGUCCCCACCUCCAGAGCUGUCCUGUGAGCCCAUCCGAGUGGAGAUGUGCCUGGGGCUCAGCUACAAUGCCACAGCCUUCCCGAACAUCUGGAUUGGCAUGGCCACCCAGGAGGAGGUGAUGGAGGUGCUCAGAGCAUAUGAGAGCCUGGCCCGCCUUCCCUGCUACCCGCGCUUCCGGAGGUUCCUCUGCGGGCUGCUGGUGCCCUGCUGCACCCCACUCGGCAGCGUGCUCCCCCCUUGCCGUUCUGUCUGCCAGGAGGCGGAGCACUGGUGCCAGUCUGGCCUGGCACUGCUAGGCACCCCCUGGCCCUUCAACUGCAACUGGCUGCCCGAGGCCACAGACCUGGACGCAUGUGCCCAGCCCUGACGCCGACUAGGCCCCUGCCCUCUGCCUGCCCAUCC